This is a messenger RNA of Bicyclus anynana (squinting bush brown), 3339 nucleotides long. Its product is annotated as peptidoglycan-recognition protein SB2. Gene Ontology annotation, molecular function: zinc ion binding; N-acetylmuramoyl-L-alanine amidase activity. Bases 314 to 1060 code for a protein of 248 amino acids. The transcript has 6 exons. NCBI's taxonomy places the organism in Eukaryota, Metazoa, Arthropoda, Insecta, Lepidoptera, Nymphalidae. The record is from RefSeq and is a predicted model, not a curated record. Gene Ontology annotation, biological process: peptidoglycan catabolic process.
AUUAUUGUGAUUGCGUCUGUGUCUGUCAUAAUCUGUUCUGCGGUCUGUGGUAUACAAAAUAAGAUUUUUUGACAGAACAAAGAAAAUAUCUCAAUUAUUUCAGAAAAAAAUAAAUGGUUGAAGAACGAUGCAGAACACCCUCAAUUAUCAUAAAGAUAUAUUUAACGGACAAAAUUACAUAACAUAAUCUGAUAACAAUAGAAUGGAAAAAAUAUACUACCCACCAUAAAAGCAACCAUCCUCCAUUAAUACCUGCUUAACACAGGAUAAGAUAAAAUUAUAAACUUGACUAAAUAUUAUAAGUGAGUGAAAGAUGCUCAGAUCAACAGGCUACGAGGACCUUUACAGUCGCAAUAUUGACGGGGAUGAAAGUCCUAUUGACGGGGAUGAAAGUCCUCUUGUAACUGAGGAAACAUCCCUUCUUACAUCAAUAUCAUAUCACACAGGACAUGAAGUUCGAAGCAACAAAUUCACAUAUUUUAUGGUAGGAUUGAUGUCACUUGUAUUUGUUUCUGGAAUUGCAAUAGGUAUUUACCUAUUAGUAUUACAGAAUAAUGAAGAAAAUAUUCUCCCACCGGUAAAUAAAUGGCCAAUUCACCAAGUUAAUAAAUCUGACUGGGAUCCAACACAUGUAGAUCUUCCUUCAACACAACCAUUCCAAGCGAACACUGUUGUUAUAGAGCAGACUGAUACGAGAGAAUGUCGUGAUUUGGAAUCCUGUCUUGUGCUGCUGAAGGAAAUAAAGGCAUCAUUUAGUGUAAACGAUUCCCUGCCAUACAACUUCCUUUUGUCAAGCGAUGGUACUGCAUAUGAGGCACUAGGCUGGUCUGGACCACCGCCCUUGUUACCUGAAUCUCUAGUCCUAUCAUUUAUAGGUAAUUUUACGGAUGUUCCACCAGUCGAUGAGCAAAUGGAACUGGCCAAAAGCCUGAUAUCAGUUUCGAUAAGCAAAGAUCUCUUGAAUAAAAAUUAUACUGUUAUAGGAAAACGGACGAAAGAAGAUCCGAAAUUUCUCUUUGAGAAAAUAAAAGACAUUGAACAUUUGUUUACCAUUGAAUAAAAUGUUUCACGUAACUUUCUUGCUGAUUGGCGUUUUUUGACGAAGUUUUGUUAUACAUAUUAAUUAUGAACGAAAGCACUUGGCGCUUAUAUCAUUGUCUUUAACUUUAUGUAUUUUUUUUCCUUUUCGAACUAGUCUGUUUGUAAAUUCCGUGGAAUCCAGACGUUUCUAUUUCCGGUUCAAUUACUUUAGAAAUUCAGUUGUCACAAACCUGUUUUCCUGCGUGUUUGUUUAUCAAAUGAAACAAAAAAUUAUUCUAAAUGUGAAAAUUUAUUUCACCUAAAUUAUACAAGAAUAAAUAUUUAUAAUUUAAAUAUUGAAAAUCGAAAUGAUGCACGCUUUAAAAUAUAUUUAAAAUCAUUUAUUUUGCUAUGUAAGGAAAAAAUAAUCAUCAAGUGAUUAUAGGAAGCUUUAUCUAUCAAUUAUCAUCAUAGUCGUCGCCGUCAUCGUCAUCCUUAUCAUCAUCAUCAUAAUCGCGUCAUCAUUAACACUAAAGUCAGAUUGACAUUGUUUAUGUUCUUCUUUUAUGGCGUGCGCGAUGCAGUCUUGUCAUUGUGCUGGUCCAACAUCUUUUAUACCUUCCAGCAGAAGUUCUUUCACUUAUGCCAUCUUGCAGUUUUAUUGUUUCUCGUCCCCUGAGCCCGAACCAAUUUGAUUGAGUUGAGCUCGUUGUGGUAAGGGGGUAAACGAACAACAUAAAUACUGUGUUGUGCUGUCAAAUUGUCUAUGAUGGAUUUACUAUAUUAUGACGAUGAUUUAAUAUCGUAUUAUAGUUUUAAAUAUAGGUGGGACAAAAGUAGCCCAGCGGCGGUUUUAGGUAAAUCGUUUUAUAUUUUAUUUUCAUUCGCGUAAUUUCCGUUCCCGUACAAUAAAGGGAUCAAUUACAGCCUAUAGCUCUCGGAGGUAGUGUAGCUUUUAAACAGUGAUAGAAUUUUUCAAAUAGGUUCAGUAAUAUCGGAGCCUAUUCCAUGCAAACAAACAAAUAUUUUCUAGUUUUUUUCCUACGACAUUUCUAUCGAAUUUGAUAUUUUGUUAAUUGUAUUACUUGAAAUUGAGAUUUAUAAUUUAAUUGAAACUUAAAAGCCUGUAUAAAUUUUAUUUUUAGAAUUGAAAGUAUAAGUUGAAUUUGUCAAAUAUGUUAUGGGAUUUGUUUAACAUUUUGGAAACACCGGAAAUUGAAUAAGAAACCCACGAAUCAGAAAGAGAAAAUCAGAAUUCCACGGAAUUAUUAAACGGACCUAUGUAGUAUAUCUAUAAUAAAUUAAAAUACUUCAGAAUAAUGUUUUCUUCAAACUACUCGUGUCGCGGUACUUGGCGGUUACAUUUAUAUUUUUACUAGACUUCAUUACCUUUAUAUUUUUUUCCUUUUUUGAUAAAGUUAUAUUAUAAGUGUUAAUUAAUUUAGGCAUAAAAAAUAUAACAAAGUAUUGUUAUUGGCAAAGCGGAUAUCUAGAAAGUCUUGAGACUCUUUUUAAAUAAUAUAGUGUUAAUAGAAUAAAAUGUUUAGUUAUGUUUUUUUGUUAUACAUACAUGAUAUAUGUGAGAAUAGAAAUAAUCGUUAUGUAAGGGUAAAGAUAAGUUCUCCUUUGCAUAUUAUUAGAUAGUCGUUAAUUUUGUUUACCUAUUAUUACAUGGCUUAUGACUUUGUAGGUGUCAUAUUAUAUAAUUAUAUACAUAUUUCAUGACGUUUAAAAAUCGUGACAAUUAGUCCAUAAUUGACCCCAUUUGCAUGUUAGAUAUACCACAUUUUGUAAAGGUAGAAAAUGUAAAAAAAAAACUUAUUGUCAUGAAGCUAAGAAUCACAUACGAGACUGGAGACAUGAUUUCUCAUUUGUAGAAAAUACUAAAUAAUAUAUUUUAUACUUGGACAAUUGAGGGUGUGAUCUCUUGAAACCCGAUACCUUCCAAAGCCGGCACGGUCCAGACCCUGAAAUUCCAGUUGUCACAAACCUUUUUUUCUGCGUAUUUAUUUUAUCAAACUAAACUAAAAAUCAUUCUUAAUAUGAAAAUUCCGACGAUAAUGGUUUCCAACGGUACUUACGUUUGGUUGGAGCAUUAGUCGACACAUUACCAGUUUUCAUGUCUGUCUAUCGUAAUAAAAAGAUGACUCGAAAAGCACUUCUGCAUUUACUUUGAUAUCUUUUUAAUUAGGUAAUAAUAAUUAUUUUUUAAAGUAGGUAACAUUAGAUAAUCUCCUAUUUUGUGAUACUACGAAGUAACAUUAAAAUUGUUUAAUUAGGUGGUGGGUACGUCUAUAAUCAAUAAAAAUAUAAUUUAGA